AUGCCUCGACUCCAUUUCGUGCAGGAAUUACCCGUCGGCUCAUCGAAGCGGGAUAAGGAACUGGAGCGAGCAAAAGCCCGCUCGCACGCGGCCACGGUUUCGUAUCAGAAUCAUCAUCACGCACCCCGCCUUGCAGCACCUCUCUCUCAUCCUCAGCCAUGGCCUCCACCACAGCCCGAGAGACCGCAAACGCUGGAGGAGCAGGGUAGUGACCAUGCCGGUGUUGGUGGCGGCCGGCGGCAGUCCCAGUUCAUCGCCAGAUCGGACGCUAUUAACAUGGGGCCCGGCCCAUCUUGGGAGGUUGAGGCCAGCGGUGGUUCAUCGUCCGACCCGGCUCUGUCCUUUUGUCAAGUUCAACCACAACAUGGAUUGCACACGCCGCCCCAAUCGCCACAAGAGCGCAACUCAAAUACACCUACGAAUACGAGUCUGAUCCAACCGUGGUCCACAAAUGCCUUCGCACACCCGUCGUCCAACCAGGCCCUGACACCGCCCGACUCCACCUGGGCCGGGAUUUGGUCGGAGGGCGACGGCGAGGACAAUCCCAGCACCGAAGACGUGGAAGAAGUCAAUUUCAACUACAACUCCUCGUCGACCCUCGACAGAUUGUCAUCUUCUUCGUCCUCCGCUGCAUCGACUGCUCUCAUCUUGCCACAGACGACGACGACGACCCCCCCUCGUCACAAUGUCGUCUACCAAAUCAACCCGCAUGCUCAGACCACAGCACACAUGAGGCCUUGGGCCACCAACAUCAACAACCCGACGACGCCGACAACUCCGGCGUUUAUCCCGCACGACCUGCUCGGCACGCGCGCCGACCCGUUCGACUGCAUCCCGCGACGGCACGCCCACUCGCCGUCCGUCAACGCGGUCAUCGACUACCACGCGCAGAUCAUGGCGCCCAACCACGCGCCCAUCUACAAGAUCUUCAACGUCACAAACGUCUACACGUCGUACUACUUUGAGCUGCUCACGCACCCGGACUUUCUGUACACGGGCGUCGCAAGCGUGCAGGCUAUCAUUGACCAUCUGAGGCGACGACCCAACGACGCCCCGGGACCGAGCGAGAACGUCUUACGGCAUAUCGGGACGGCGAUGGUGAGGUUGCGAAGGAGGUUGGGCCGCGUGCAGAGAGAGAUGCGGGAGCAGGAGGAGGAGGAGCAGCGGAAGCGAGAGAAGGAAACACAGAGGAGGAGGUGGAGAAGGCCACGAGAGGAGUGGAAGGAUGGUAACAAUGUGAGUGUUGAUAUUGCUCCUGAUAAUGGUCAUCAGCGCCGUGAUGACGAGCUGGAGGAGGACUCCCCUGAACCUGCUGCCAAGAACAGAAGCAACAACGAAACCCUCGUUGACGACAUGACAAUCAUGACCGUCCUCUUCCUCGCCGUGGUGACCCGCGCCAUCAACGACCUGCCCUCGCACGAGAUCCACAAGAGGACAAUCGCCUCCCUCGUCGCCGCGCGGGGCGGGCUGCAGAGUCUGCACGGCCACGACGGCCUCGCGCGCUGCACGCUGAUGCAGUGGGAGUCCUUCUGGGCGCUCAACACGGGGUCUAGUAUUUUCCCGGAAGCCCGCCCUGCGUACCAGCCCGUGUAUCCACCGGUCCAAAUCCUUGCCUCCUCAUCUUCUCCUCUGGGCCAGAAGGUCGCGUCGCUGCCGCUCGGGUUCCAGGCGCUGGCGCACCAAAGACGGCUCGCGCUGGACGUGCUCGAGGUCCUCUCCCGCACGGCCGAGGCACACACGGAGCAAAUGAGGCACGGCACGAUCGUCACGCCCAGCGACGUCUUUCGUACGAAGCCGCGGCGAUUCCAGGAUUUCUGGGAGGCGUGCACGUGCUUGGGCGCGCCGGACGAAGUGCACACGCGGCUUGCCGAGGACGGCGUGGCGGAGGAAGUGAUGGUGCCGAAUCUCGAGAAAAUGAUCGUCCUAGCCCUGUUGUUGUAUUGUCUGCACACGUUCUCGCCCAUGAGGGCCGUGACGGCCGUGUACAACGGCAGCAGGAUGAAAUUGACGACGGACGCGCCGCGACGCGUGAGACGAACAUCUCUUUCUACUCCCACGCAAGCGUCCACGUCCCGACACCCCUCAAGCGGCAAAGAUGCUGUCGCAGAGAUCGAGAGCGAAGAAUCCGUCCUCCUCUGGGUAUGGUUCAACCUAGUCGACUCGUGGCGCGCCGCAAACGACACCUUACUCCCCCAGGGCCAGACACUCAUGCGCGACCUGAGACGUCGGUUCCCCGCGGACACGGCGACGUGGGAAGGGUGCGAGGACAGAUUGCGGCGCUUUUUCUGGAAUGGGAAGUUUAUUCGGCGGUGUCGCGCGUUUUGGUUCGUUAGUGAAAGCAAGAGGAUGAUGGAGAAUGGAUGA
This is a messenger RNA of Cladophialophora psammophila CBS 110553, 2364 nucleotides long. RefSeq lists its product as uncharacterized. The coding region runs from base 1 to 2364 and encodes 787 amino acids. Lineage: Eukaryota; Fungi; Ascomycota; Eurotiomycetes; Chaetothyriales; Herpotrichiellaceae. The record is from RefSeq and is a predicted model, not a curated record. The transcript has a single exon.